This is a messenger RNA of Ilyonectria robusta, 625 nucleotides long. RefSeq lists its product as uncharacterized. The record is from RefSeq and is a predicted model, not a curated record. Bases 107 to 625 code for a protein of 172 amino acids. The transcript has 3 exons. NCBI's taxonomy places the organism in Eukaryota, Fungi, Ascomycota, Sordariomycetes, Hypocreales, Nectriaceae.
CUUAUCUUGAACCUGAUGCUAUACCCUUGCGUUUGUACACCUCAUUCCAUCUGUAUCUCGGGAGAUUAUUGUUUCAUCCAACUCACCCACAAUCAUCGGGCCCAAGAUGUUACAGACCAUCAGCUACCAGGACCUUGAAGAUUUCAGCGGGCUUCCUGUUAUUCGGGAAAUUCUUGCUAGACGGGACCCGGGGUUCAAGAUAAAUGGAAUACCUAAGCUUGUUGAGCAGGACAAGGUCGAUGCACUGGUUAUGGAAAGCCUGCAUACCCUCUCCCAUGCAGUCUUUAAGAACUUGAGCCACGGAGUUGAAUUGCCAUGGGAGAAAUAUCUGGGCGAGAUGCACGAGUUCGCUGCGCCGGGGAAGGACGAGCUACGGGUUUUCCCUUGGGGGGAGUCGAUUGCUAACGAAUGGUCAACACUGUCAGCUGGAUCCAAAAUCAACGGCGACUUACUGCCCUCUGCGCCCAAUGACGGGAAGAGCCAUUGGCUUGUCUACUAUGUGCGACCAAAUCAGGAUGUCAUGUACACGAGAACUGCGGGGGCGUUGAUGACGCCGUUGAGCACACAGGAAUACGACUCACGGGAGCGAGUAAAGGAUUUGGCAGAAAUUGAUAAAGUAAUUUGA